UGUUGUGAUGUCUCCGCUCGAAUGGGCGGCGCGGGUUGGACUCGCGGCGAGGCGCGCGUCGCGGAUGAUUCCGACUUCGAAACCCUAAAAACCCUCCUGGAUUCCAAUGAGGGCUGGACACUGGAGUAUGAGAAAGACGGAAUCAAAGUGUGGGCCGAGGAUGCGGCACACGGAGCUCUCAGAACGGUCAAGGUGGUGGCAGAAUUCGAAGAUGUGGAGCCAGACGCGCUGUACGACGUGCUGCACGACCCUGAGUACCGAUCCGUGUGGGACACACACAUGCUGGCCGCAGAAGACGCCGGACACAUCAACGUUAACAACGACGUCGGCUACUACGCUAUGUCCUGCCCGGCCCCCCUCAAGAACCGUGACUUCGUGCUCCAGCGGUCGUGGCUGGACACUGGCGACGAGAAGUUGAUACUCAACCACUCUAUCUACCACAAGGACUAUCCGCCUAGGAAGGGAUAUGUUAGGGCUAUAUCUCUCCUCACUGGGUUUGUGGUGCGGAGCAGGCCAGGCGGAGGGAGUUGGUUGGGCUACGUGUCGAGGUCGGACCCCAGAGGAUCUUUACCUGCGUGGCUGGUAAAUAGAGUAACAGCUCAGCUAGCGCCACGCCUGGUUCACCAACUGCAUAACGCAUCACGCCGGUAUCCUGGCUGGAAGGCCCUGACCGACCUGCCUUACCACAAACCCUGGAGGCAUCCGGAGCAAGUUCCCCCGUACAGGAUCUCGCUCGCUGAUUGUGUAGAUCCAGACGCUCCACCACCACCUCAGGAACCCAAGCCUGAUACAUCCAAGAAACUAGUGGUGCCACCGCCCAGGGAAAUAGAAAGCCAAAGUGUCGAAGAUCUCGGAGACAUAUCUUCAGAAUUCAGUGUAGAAGUAGAAGAAGACUUAGCCGACCUCACGCUAGACCCCAAUAAGAAGAAAGGAAAGUUCUACAAAUUAGUCAAAUCGAUGAAGAAUAGAAGAAAAAGUGUCCAAGUUGCCAAAAGCGCGGAUAAUCUAGUCGAUAGCAAGCCGGAGGAUAGGCAGGAUAAAAAGAAAGGAUUUAAAUUUCAUCGUAGGUUCAGUCUGAGCCGAGGCCGAGAGGAUUGAAGGAAAUUUUGACAUGGUGUCCUGGUCUUUACAAUAGCCAGUUUUAAAACCUAUAGAAACUGGCAUUAUCAUUUUCACUUCUUUAUAAUAUUUUUCUUCUUGAAUAUUAUUUUACACAAAGCUGGAUGUGCAAUGCAAAUUUUUAAAGCUGGUUGAAAAACACUGGAGAUGAAUGAAAUUAUUCUGCUAUCGAUAUAAAAUUUCAGAUAUUUUGUUUACGGCGGUCAUUUUUGUUUGUCACUGAAUUGAUUGUGUGUGUACGGUAUCUUUUGUUAUCUGUAACAAUUCGCCCCGGUUUUGUUCUAUUAAAAUGAAUUUAUUCUUAUAAGCCAGCGAAAUCUUUCAGUCUGUUCUUUCACAGAAGUUAGAACUGUGUUAACUAGUUUUCCAUUUUAUAUAACAGAAUAUGUGAAUUAUAAACAAUUAUAGUAUUAAUGGUUAAAAGAUAACUUAAGUCUUUUUUCUCAACUCUAAGAGCUUAUUGAUAAAAUUAGAACGUUUAAUCAGAAUCUGUAGUUAAUGUUACAUGUCAAGAGAGAGAUUAGGGGUGUUAAAGUUAAGGGUUGUUGAAGUAGAUAGUAUUGUUCGUUGAGUAGAUGUCUUGGAAACCAAUUAAAUUUUAUCAUAUCGGAUUUAACAGAAAUAUCACUUAUGAUAACUAAUGGACUACCAGAUCGGUGGUAUACUUAUCAUGUUUUCUCCAUUUCAGAAUCAGUUUCCCAAUCUUGUAUAUGUAAAUACAAGUGUAUAGGUAAGAAAAUUUAUAUCAAUUCUUAUAUCUUCAACUAUGUGUAAGCUGAAUAUACUUAUACCUACUUUUAUUACUCGUAACUUUGUAAUAUUUUACGUAUUCUAUUUUCACUUUUUUAAGCAUAUUAUGUGAAAUAAGUAACAUUUAGGUGGAUUGCUAUAUUAUUGUUAAAGUGUUGCUAUUUCAUUGUUGAUUAAUAUUAUGAAGUUUAAAAUAAUAACGUUAAUUGAUUAAAAGCAAGAAAUGGUUAUUCUAUAUUUCGCUUAUCUUUAUCUAAGCAAUUAAAUACUUACAUCUGAUCCACACACGGGUCGAACAGAAACAAUUCAUAAUCCCAUGCUUGUUUACUAAAUAUUAAAAAAUCACAUCUAAAUCUGUUCCAAAAUAGAUUUAUAAGAAAAAGUAAUAUAAAAACAAAAUUCUCUAGUAAAUCCAUUAUGAUAUCGAUUGCAAAAACUUAAUCGGUCUCAGCCACAAAUCACGUAGCGAAUCGAUACAAUAGAAAAAUCGUUUUUUUAAUCUACUCAAGAGAAUUCCGUGUUAUAUGAAAAGAUUUACAAGUCCGUUUUUAUGUCAGGUAAGUACUUUUUCAGGUUCAAGGCCGAUUUUGUUAUUAUACCUACCUUUCGAUUGAAGAUUUUGUAAUGGAAACACAUGGAAAUUUGCAAGUGUCUUACAUCUUCAUGUCUAACGGGUAUAUAGUGUCUAGUUAAAAAGAAAAAUGAUGAUGAAAUGACAGGUUUCUUACUUACUUGGUUACGGUAGCUUCUUACAGUGCCUACUUUGGAUUAAUUAGAAGUGACCAAGAUAUUUAUUUUCACCAUCUCUUAGAUCAAUAAAGAAAUUUUAAAGAAACCUUUGUGAGUUACCUAACACUGUAAAAAUGUGUCUUAUUUAUGUCACUAUCUUUAGCCCUUCAGCCAAUAAGUUAGUAACCAUAAUCUUUUAAAAUACUUACUGUUUUGAUAAAUCAAGUUCUUUCAUUCUUGUUUUUCUUAAGUAAUUCUUUUGAGUACAAAAGUAUACCUACCUGUAUACUUUUGUUAAGUUCACGUACAGACAGAUAUUAGGUAAGCCUUUUUUACUUUACUUUUUACGUGUCUGUAGUAUUAUAUGUUAUAAAAACUAUCUUAUAAUUUGUAUA
Molecule: messenger RNA, 2993 nt
Organism: Amyelois transitella
Lineage: Eukaryota; Metazoa; Arthropoda; Insecta; Lepidoptera; Pyralidae
Product: START domain-containing protein 10
Exons: 6
Coding region: 22-1098 (358 amino acids)
Molecular function (GO): lipid binding
Source: RefSeq, a predicted model, not a curated record